AGCACCGGGUUUAAACCCGGUGCUUUGGUAAAAACCCAAUAAACACCCAUAAACUCCCAUAAUCACCCAAAAAAAUAGGUUUUUACGUAUUUUUUUGAAAAUAUGUAAGUAAUACCAAUAAAUUAUUUUUAUAAAUUGUAUUGAUCAAUUCUACAAUAUUAAAUAAAACGUUAACUAAUAAUAUUUCAGGAAAUUUUAAAAAUCUAUAUAUAAUAAAAUGAAAGUAAUUAAUUUUCAGUGUUUUCAUGUUGCAGUUGAUCAACAUGUUGGCCUUUUGCUUCCCGUAGAUACUUUAAAAUUUCUUCAUAACACCUCGUUCGCACACAUGGCCGUAUAUAUUUAAAUUCUUGAGCCACUAACAGUCCGAAAUACUCAUUUCUUUUAUCCUCUUCUCCAUAAAUUAAGCAUUUAGAACAGUUUGUUUCUUCUUUCAGUAAAUUUUCUUUUACUUUAUCCUCGUUUUUUUCUUUGUUGCGACGACGCUGGGUAAAUCAUCUGGACACUGGGUCUCACUAUCGCCAAAUAUAUUUGGAGAUCGGCUUCGGCUACGGCUUGGCAGACAUUUUUUUCUUUCUACAAUUUUAAAUUAAAUUUAUUAGAAUAAAUGCUUCGAACACACGCGAUCUAAGUACCUUUUGUGUUUAUUAUACCUUACCUACCUAGGUAUAAAAAGAGUACUUACGUAGAUUUUCUUUUAUUAACUGUUUUAUACGAAGAUCUUGAUCUCUCAAAUUAGCAUCCAUUUUACUUCCAGUGAUUAUCAACUAAAUUAAUAAUCCACAAAGUAUUAAAUAACGUUUUUAUGAAAUAUUUAGCACAAAAACAAUACCCUUUAAAUAUCGAUCGUCAGUAACUGUGGCUGACUUACCUAUAUUCUAGCAAGCAGGACUGCCAGAUGUGAAGGGGAAAUCCCCAAUAAAUUGUUGCAUGUGACUGAUGAUGUGAGCAUGUUCGUUUCAUAAUAAAAAUGUUGCCAGGUAACCAAAAAGUCGUAUGUUUUUGUGCGAAUUACGAUCAUAAUCUUUACGAUCGUACAUUAAAAAAUAGACAAAUAAUAGUAUGAGUACGAUUUAAAUCGUAUAUCUGUCAACCCUGCUAGCAAGACAGCGACAAAAUCACGUUGCAUAACAAUGUAGCCCAAGCUUAUAUCUUAUGAAAUAUACGGAAGAGAUACGGACUUAGAAAAAACAGAAAUGUUGUUCUUUGGAAGUCAUUGAUGAAAUUCUAUGUAUUUUAGCCCGCAAACUUUCUUCAAACAAAAACAGCGCCAUCUAGUAUCGAGUUCUGUAAUUAUCUCUUUGUUUAUGGAUUUGAAGUAAGACCGCCACGCAUGCAAUACAUUAUGACUGGGGAUUCCCCUAUUCGUCGACGCUGAAUAUGAGGCGACGACAAUCACUGUCAAACGUGUUCACUAUUACUCUGACUCUGGUAACGUGACUUCCUGGUAACGUGUUAGGUAGGAAAAGCAGUAAAAAAGUGCAUAUUAAGGGAGCAGAUUUGAAAUAAUAUUUAUACUUAACAAGAAAUAAUUAAAGGUUCAAUGGGGAGACCUAAAGAUUUACGCAUAUGGGAGCACUACCGUACUUUACCAAACAAGUCUGUUUCUUGCAAGCUUUGUAAUAAGGUCUACAAAUUCAGUAAUGCUGCCAAAAUGCUUCAACAUCUUAUCACUUGUCCAAAAUCUCCAGAAACAUUAAAAGACUCUAUGAAACUUAUAAAAGAUAGCUCGUCCAAAACCAAAAUGUCUGGACUGUCAGAGAUAGAGACAAAUGAUUCUUUUAUAAGCCCCUCGUCGUCUGCUAACACUACAAUAAAUGCUGAGUUUCAAGACACCGAUGAUCAUAUAAAAACAGAAUUAGCGAGAGCUAUAUUUGUAACAGGGACGCCAUUAUCGAUGGUGCAACAUCCUUUAUGGAUACAAUUUUUCGAAAAAUUGCAACCAAAAUUUAAAAUACCUUCACGUAAAGCUUUAGCGACAAAAUACUUAGAUAAAAUAUAUAGAGAAAUGCGUUUUGAGUUAAAUGAGGAACUAAAUGCUUGUAGUUACUUACACCUUCAGUGCGAUGGCUGGUCUAAUUUAAGAAAUGAAGGAAUAAUAAACUUUCUUAUAUCAAAACCUCAACCUGCAUACGUUAAAAGUUUGAAUACAGAAAGUAAUCCUCACACUAGUGAAUACCUUAGCCAAGAAGUUGAAAAAGUAAUGAAAGUGUAUGGAGCAAAUAAGUUUCUUGUACUUAUUGGCGAUAACGCUAGAAAUAUACAAAAGGCAUUCGAAUUAACAAAACUCAAAUAUCCACAUGUUGUUCCUCUCGGUUGCUGUGCACAUAUCCUUAACUUGUUGUGCCAAGAUAUUGUAAAGAUACAAGAAGUAACUGUGUUUAUUAUGCAAGCCAUAAAUAUAAUAAAAACUGUUAAAAGGAGUCAACGAUUAAGUUCCUUGUUGAUAAAAUCAAGGCAGGGUGAAGAUUCUACACAAACACUAAAAUUGCCUUGUGCUACAAGAUGGGGAAGUCAUGUUACUUCGUUAAAAAGUUUGAAAGCAAAUAAGAUAGCUUUGCAAAUAUUAACAGUUAGAGAAGAUGUGGUAAUUUCAAGAGAUAUUAAAGAUUUAAUUCUAAGUGAUGAUUUCUGGACGAAGACAGGGGAAUGUAUAAGUAUUUUGGAACCAGUCACUGAAAGCAUAUUUUACUUAGAGAGCGACCAGAAUCGUUUGCAUCGCACAUACAUUACAUUUAGAGAUGUACAAGCUAAGAUACGUUUUGCAUUAAAUGAGAUUUCGACAUUGAGCGAAGAAAGCAAACAGCAGAUUCUAACAUCAGUAUCUUCAAGAUGCAAUAUGGCAAUGAGGCCAAUACAUUUUGCAGCAUAUAUUCUAGACCCCAGGACUCUAGGAGUCGAACUUACUCAAGAGGAAGAACUUAAGGGUAUGGAGUUUAUCUACAAUUUAAGCCAACACUUAAGUUUGUCAAAUGUAAUGGCAGAUUUGGCGUGUUAUAAAGCUAAAGAAAACUUUUGGGCCAGAGGAUUUGUAUGGAGCUCAUUAGAUAGCAUUGAGCCCCUAAUAUGGUGGAAAGGUAUUUGUGGUUCCACUGAGUUAAGCAAAGUAGCGAUUCGUAUUCUAUCAGCUCCCUGUACUUCGGCAGCCACUGAGCGUUCCUUUAGUAUCCAAGGCUACAUACAUAAUAACAAAAGAAAUCGACUUACAACUGAAAGAACUGAAAAAAUUUCAUUCAUUUGUUAUAACUGGAAUCUUAAACAUAAAGCUGAAUGCGAGGACAUUCAGUUUAAUGAAGAAAAUACCUUAGAAGCUUUCAUUGAGCAAGUAAAUGAACAUAACAGUUUAGACGAAAUAGAGCCUAUCGAACCUAUACAAUUCAUCGCUUGUAAUAACUCUGAAUCUGACAGUGAUUGACUGUAGUUUUACAUUUUACUUUCAUCUCUUUCUUAAUAAACUCAAAAUCAAAUUAAAAGUUUUUUAUUCUGUAGGCUGCAUAAUAAUAUUGUCUAUGUCCAGUAUAGUGGACGUCUUGCGGCUGAGAUGACGAUGAUGAAGUACAAAAUCAUAAACACCCAAAAAUUUGGGUGUUUAUGGGGUUUAAACCCAAUAAACCCAAAACACCCGGUUUUUACCCACCAGACUUUAAACCCACCCAGGUGGAUUGCCCAUCU
This is a messenger RNA of Galleria mellonella (greater wax moth), 3669 nucleotides long. RefSeq lists its product as uncharacterized. Gene Ontology annotation, molecular function: protein dimerization activity; DNA binding. The transcript is spliced from 2 exons. Bases 1541 to 3412 code for a protein of 623 amino acids. The record is from RefSeq and is a predicted model, not a curated record. NCBI's taxonomy places the organism in Eukaryota, Metazoa, Arthropoda, Insecta, Lepidoptera, Pyralidae.